Molecule: messenger RNA, 1858 nt
Organism: Silurus meridionalis
Lineage: Eukaryota; Metazoa; Chordata; Actinopteri; Siluriformes; Siluridae
Exons: 2
Coding region: 505-1476 (323 amino acids)
Source: RefSeq, a predicted model, not a curated record
AUACAGACAAUAUGAGACAGUAUAGACAGUGUGGGUAAUAAAUAGGGAUACAGACCAGUAAUGUACAUAAAGUGUGGGUGUUCUGUUACAGUUAUUGUUAAAUAAUAAUUAAAAUCGAAUUGUGUGUUAAUAGUUGUCUCCCCCUAAUGGACGUCUUGAUAAUCAUAUAUUGUAGUGUUACCAUGUGACUAAUCAGAUGACCAACAAGGAAGUUAGCAUUUUCCAUGAUGUGCAGUUUUGAACAUGUGCUAUAGUGAAUCGGCAACAAUCCGUAUUCCUCCAUGGCCUUUGGUAGCUUCGUCUUUUUACCUAUCCUUAUUAAAGCUUGAAAAGAGGCAUAUCGUGUCUGUGAUUUGAUGAGGGUGGAGUUUAGCUUGCUGUCGAAAUAUACAGAGGACGUAUAUAGAGGACAGUACAGUAAAACGACGGCUCUGUCGGGCAGGACAUCACGGUCCAAGCCGAUCCUAUGCAGCAUCAAGCAAGUAAACCUAUUUUCUCCAAACUAUGUCAGAGAAAGGUUCACCAACCUGGAAGACCAGGUCUUGUGCCUCCACGCAACAUUCAAACAAUUCAACAAGUUCUGCUGCAGCGUUAGCUCGUGCAAAGGCAGAAGCUGCAAAGGCACAUCUAUCGUUUGCUGAAAAAGAAAUGAAGAUAAAAAUAGAAAAGGCUCGUCUAGAAGCUUCUAUGGACAUGUUAAAGCAAGAGAAAGAAGCUGCUGCAGCUGUAGCAAAGGCUGAUGCACUUGAAGCUGCUGUUGAACAUUACAGUGAAAGACUAAGCUGUAGACUCUUGCAAGAUCAUACUCCAAUGGAUGCAGAACAACGCACUAAUGAUUAUGUCAAGCAACAAGCAAAAUCUAAUAGCCCAUCUAUUACGAUGCCUGAGGUAGAACCGUUUUCAGACGACCAAACAGGUCACGCCAACCGGCCAUUAUCACCUUACGCAUCAGUGCUUUAUCCAGCAGGCAACACUCCCUCCGCAUGUGCAACUGCUGCUGCUUACGUACAUAAUAAUUCUAAUAUGAAUGACUUUGUGCGUUACCUAGCACGCCGUAAACUUAUCUCAACAGGGCUACUAAAAUUCAAUGAUCAACCGGAAAGCUACAGGGCAUGGCGCAGUUCCUUUAAGAAUGCUAUACGAGAUUUAGACUUGGCAUUCAGUGAAGAAAUUGACCUUCUUGUCAAGUGGCUUGGGAGGGAGUCUGCAGAACAUGCCAAUCGAAUUCGAACUGUGAAUACGAGUAACCCGGAGAGAGGGUUGGAUUUGAUUUGGGCUAGACUGGAGGAAUGUUACGGCUCAACUGAGGUGAUUGAGAAUUCACUAUUCAAACGCCUUGAGAGGUUUCCCAAAAUAACAAACAAAGACUAUGCUAAACUAAGAGACUUAAGUGACUUGCUUAUGGAGUUACAGUCAGCCAAGGAUGAUGAAGAGACCUGCCUGGACUUUCAGUACUCGACACUGCUCGCGGCAUAAACCCUGUGGUUGAAAAACUUCCUUAUGGACUGCAAGAUAGGUGGUUAUCGGUUGGUUCUGACUAUAAACUAAAACACGCUGUUCCAUUUCCUCCAUUUGAAGUGUUUGUGGAUUUCAUUAGUCGACAGGCUAGGAUCAGGAAUGACCCAAGUUUCAAAUUCACUGUACAUGCAGAUGCUCUUCAUGGGCCAACCUCAUGGAAACAGCAUAAACAGAGGGAGAUUUCAGUACAUAAAACUGACGUGUUGCCUGUUGUCACCUCUAAUGCAGACAGACCCUUCAACAAAGGGAAUGAUUGUGAUAAGUUUUGUCCCAUACACAGAAAGACACAUCCUCUUCGCAAGUGCCGUAUCUUUAAGGAAAAGCCUCUUGAAGAACGUAG